Molecule: messenger RNA, 2436 nt
Organism: Thrips palmi
Lineage: Eukaryota; Metazoa; Arthropoda; Insecta; Thysanoptera; Thripidae
Product: mucin-2-like
Exons: 3
Coding region: 1-2436 (811 amino acids)
Source: RefSeq, a predicted model, not a curated record
AUGCUCUACUUCAGCUGUAUGACGGAGCGCAAUUACGCCCAGGUUGCCCUUGGCAUGUGUACGGAGACUGAGCCGUCCUCCACCACGGCCAUGUCAGCCAUGCCAGCCCGGCCGACCAGCAAGCCGCUCAAGCCGAGCACCAGCAUGGUCGUGGCCAGCACGAACAUCGGCGCCGUGUCCCCGAAUUACGCUUUGGUUGAGAGUGCUCUGUGCGAGUUGUACAACUCGGAGCCGACCGUCACUGCAGUGGUGCCAACCGCGCCGACAGUCGCCAGCAAUCCACCGCCGGUGUCGCUUGCGCCCCUGUCGACGCCCAAAUACAGUUCCAAAUCGACCCCGCGCGAUGUCGCCGUCACGUCCAGGAUAAGCGGCCAGAGCGCCGUGUCCACGAGGCAGCUGACGUCGCCGUCCACGGUGCCGACAGUGGCGGCCACCGACGCGGAGCCCUGGACAGGCUCCUCGAGCUACCGGCCCACGGCGCCGCUCGGCUCCUUCACUGACGCCAGCGUGCCGCCCCCGGUGCACCCCUUGGGCGCGUUCACGAGUAGAACGACCCCACUGGACGUAGGCGACGCGUCCAGUCCGCGGCCCACGCCCCGGCCUCCGCAGCACCCCUUGGGCGCCUUCACGGAAACAGGCGCAGCCAGGCCGACGCCCAGGCCGACGGUCAGGCCGACGGUCAGGCCCGCCACGCACCCCCUGGGCGCCUUCACGGAGGUGGGUGACGCGUCCAGGCCGACGGUCAGGCCCCCGACGCACCCCUUGGGCGCAUACACCGGAGGGACCACCUCCACGGAAGCAGGGGACGCGGCGGUGUCCACGAAGCCCACGCUCAGGCCCCCACUGCACCCCUUGGGCGCCUACACGGGCGGGACGACCUCCGCGGACACAGGCGAUGCGGCCACACCUCGGCCCUCGUCCACGUUGUGCUGUGAAACGGACACGGCUCGCCCCAGCACGCGAAGGCACCCCACCACGACCCACCCCUCGCAGCCAACGGGGCCCAGCCCGGCCCCACCGACCGAGCCACUCGUGCCCACCACCCCACCAGCGACCACACUGCCGCUGCCACUGACGAACCCCCGUCCGCUCACCUACCCCCUCGGACCGGUAGUCACCUUCGUGGAGGUGGUGUCCAACGCGCCGCCACCAGGGAGCUCCACCACGCUCCGGACGACGAGCAUCACCUCGCCGGGCACCCCGACCCAGCAGCCCCAGACAGCCACUACAGUGCACAUCCACGCGGCCACCACUUUCCGGGACUCUGACGAGCAGACAUCAACGGCAAACGUGGAACCCACAACCCAACUACAGCAUACUACACCCCCGCCGGUCACGCAUUCCGCAGCCCCACUGUCUACGCACUCAACACCUCCACAGCUAACGCACACUCCACUGGCAACACACUCUGCAUUCUCGUUGUCUACACACAGCACACACCCGUCGCCCACGCAUACAACGCCUGAAACACUUACGCACACCACGCUCACGUCGUUCACCCAUUUGUCUCCACCGACAUCAUCGCAUUCUCCAGCCGCACCGUCGACGCACGCUGCAACCGUACCGCCCACACGCACUACACCCUCUGCAGCAACGCAUGCUACACCUCUGCUAUCAACGCACUCAGCUCCCACUCUUUCCACGAACUUCACACCCACGUCGUCCACGCACUCCACUCUCCCACCCACGCAGCCCAUUCACUCUUCGUCCCCUCCGCCCACUACGUCUUCUCUCCCUUCUUCUUCUUUGUCCUCUCCUUCCUCUUUUCCGCCCGCUUCCUCUACUCUGCCCCCUUCAUCCUCUCCAUCCUCUUCUGGUUUUAUUCCCUCCUCGUCUUUUCUUCCCUCUUCGUCUUUUCUCCCUUCUUCGUCUUUUCCGCCCGCUUCGUCGACUCUGCCCCCUUCAUCCCCUCCACCCCUCCCCUCCGCCGGCACCACCCCUCCGCCCUGGUCUCCAAGCACCACUGCGGCGGGCUCGACGGAGCCAGACUCCUUCUCCGCCAGCCAAAGUGAGGACGAGUCGUCCACUUGGACGCCUGCGACCGACGUCGGCUCACCCUCGGCGCCGCUGUCGACCACCGCGACCUCCCCUCCGACGACGCCGAGCUCCCCGUCCGAAAGCACUCAUGCGAAGUCGUCCCCCGUCCCCUCCACUGCCGACCAAACGACGGGACGGACGACCACUGAGUCCUCGGACACCACGACGCGCAGGGCGACCGCCGAGUCCUCGGACACCACGACGCGCAGGGCGACCGCCGAGUCCUCGGACACCACGACGGGCAGGGCGACCACCGAGUCCUCGGACACCACGACGCGCAGGGCGACAGCCGAGUCCUCGGACACCACGACGCGCAGGACCUCGCGGCCCACGACGCAGGACUUGCUGGACACGGACUUCCCCGAGAUCCUGACCGAAGCCACUUGGCCCGUGGAUUGA